UAUGGCUCUAGCUAUUUUUCAGUUCUUUCAUCUCAUGUGUGAUAAGUGUAUAUUGGGUCAUUCCCAAAUUCUGAUCUUUUUGGACUCAUAAACAGAAUACACUAUAUAUUCAUCUGACGAUAUUCAAUCUCUACGCACUCUACUUCUUAAAAUUAACGUUCAACUAGAUUUAUUUAAGUCAUUGAUUAAAUUUUAAGCGAUACUCUGGAUUGACUACGGAUUCAAAUUCGCUUCUCUCGCCGCUCAAAUACUGCCUGAUUUAGAACAGCUUCAUAGGUAAAUAAUUAAAACAGUAACGAUAUCCUCACUUAAAGUUUUUUUUGUUGUUUGAUCUGAUUGAUUGGAUCUUCCUGAAUUCAUUGUAUCUCCGAUACUAUAAGCUUUUUGCGUAUCAUCAUUACGAUUACUUGCAUGACUACGCGAUGAACGCGAAGUAUCAGCGUUCAUAUUUGAUAGUUGAUCAUCAGGAUUAGCCGGUGUAUUAAGAAAUGAUGUUUGUGUAGGAUGAUCAAAACGAUCACAAUGUGCCGAGUCAGACAGUUGACGACAAUUGGAACCAUAUCUACAUUGUUGUUUCGUAUUUGAAGCUACAUAAAACAGCAAAAAUCAGCAUGAGAAGAAGAGACGAAAAUCCGAUGCGGAAAUCAAUUGUAUUCAUAGAUCAGCGGCUAUGGCUGCAGCUAUUUUCCAGUCCUUUUAUCUCAUGUAUGAUAAGGUUAUGAAGGGUAACUCGCAGAUACUGAUCCUUUUUCGUUUAUGCACAGAUGACACUUUAUUUUAAUUUCACAGCAUUGAUUCAUGAGUGGUGUGCUUUUCUCCCAAUCUAUUUAUGGUCCAUUCUUUCUUUGUAUAUCUAUAUUGAUAGGAUCGUUGUUCUGCACUUGUGUCCCACCAUUAUUUACUUAUGGAUGGCAUAGAACAAAUGAAACGACAAGAAAUUGAUGCCAUGGAUCAGAGUUCAAAUAAUACUAAAAGACGAAAGUUAAAAUAUGAAAGUAAUACUUUUUUAUUUUUAUAUUUAAUAAAUUCAAUUAUCUUUCUUGUUUUUUUUUUUGACAAGUAACAACAAUAGAACGAAACAAGUGAUUAUAUUUGAUAUGAUGUAAUAUUUUUAUUAAUCUAUUUUAUUUAGAUCUCUUCUUGAAGAUUUAGCUCAUGAAAUAUUUUAUGAUAUAUUUGAAUAUCUUGAUAUGUAUCAUAUUUACAAAGGAUUUUUCAAUCUUAAUAGACGAUUUAAAAAUUUACUUAUUCAUUCAAAUUUUUUUUAUAAAAUGAAUAUAUCAAUUAUGUCAAAAAAUGAUUUUGAAGGUUUUCAUGUUAAUAUUAUUAUACCAAAUAGACAUCGAAUUAAUUCACUUCGUUUGUCAAAUCCAUUUGUUUCUCAAAUUGUUUUCUCAUCAUCACGUAUAAUUUUACAAUUUAUUCAUCUUGAACAAUUAAUUCUUGAUAAUAUAGAAAUGAAAUAUUUACGUAAAAUUCUUCAUUGUUUAUCACAUACAUCAUUACAAAAAUUAUAUUCAUUAAGCAUUUCUAUUGAUGAUUCUAUUGAAUCUUUAGAUAUACUUUUUACUGAUUUAUUCAAUUUAUCAACAUUAAAAUAUUGUAAAUUUAAAUAUGAAACAAAAACUUACGAACUUUCAUCAUUUCUUCAUGUUACUAAAUAUAAUUCAAGUUCAAUUGAAUAUUUGAUAAUAAAUGGUCGUUUUCCAUUCAAAUUAUUGAAUAAUUUAUUAUGUUGUCUUCCAAAACUUCACUAUUUAUCUAUUAAUUCUCUUGUUGAUUCUUCUGGUUAUAUAGAAAGAAAUAAAUUAUCUCCUAUUCCAUUAAACGACGUAAAAUGUGUCUCUUUUAAAUUGAAUAGUAUUCAUUUUUAUGAAGUUGAACAAAUUUUCAAAGACUUUUUUCAUUCUAUUCAAACUUUACGUCUUACAACAUGUCAAUAUGAUGACUAUUUGAAUGCUGAACAAUGGGAAAAAUUAAUCAUAUCUUAUAUGCCGUGUUUACGUAUUUUUGAUAUAAAUCAUACAAAUCCAGUGACAUAUGAUACUUCAAGAUAUCAGACUUUGAUAAAUGGAUUUGAUUCGUUGUUUUGGAUCGAAAGAAAAUGGUUUUUUACAUAUCAAUAUGAUUGGUCAACAUAUUAUAGAGAUCUACUUUUUUAUUCAACGAAUCCUUAUCGACGAAAAGAUUAUAAAUUUCUUUGGGAGAGAAAUCCACAAGAGUGUUCACUUGUUCAAGAAUCUAAUUUAAAUUUAAUUCAACAUAUUUUAAUGUAUAGUUAUGAAAUAAAAAAUGUUUCUCUAAAUUAUUUUCCAAAUGUUACUCAAAUAACAAUAAAACAUUAUCCUCGAACACCAAACGGUUCGAUUAUAACAAGUCUUGAUAAUAUGAUUCGUUUGAAGCAACUGAAGAAGUUGACUAUUCAAUGUCAUGAUUUUCCAUUUGAAGAACUUGUUAAAUUAUUAAGUUUUACACUGAAUUUAAAUACAUUAAAAUUGAAAUUAUUAUCUAUGAACGAAAUUGAUUUAAAAUUAAUUCAACAAACUGAAAAUUUUCAAUAUGUAUCAAAAAUGAAUCAAAUAAAACAUUUAGAUCUUUUUCAAUUGUGUGAAUUCAAUCAAAUUGAAUUGAUUAUUAGUUUAUUUUCACAAUUAGAAUAUUUCAAAACUGGAAUAAAUUAUAAAGAAAUUCGACAAAUAAAACGAUAUUUAUUAUCAAAAAUUAAUAAUAAAACAGAACAUUUAUUCUUCUUAUGUGUUUCAGGCGUACCAAAAAUAUGUUUAAAGGAAUUGAAUGCCUUAAUUAAAUCAGAAAAUUUACUUAAUGAUUAUUGUAUUAGAUUUAUUAAUCGUGAUUUAUAUUUAUGGUGGUAA
Molecule: messenger RNA, 2873 nt
Organism: Rotaria sp. Silwood1
Lineage: Eukaryota; Metazoa; Rotifera; Eurotatoria; Philodinida; Philodinidae
Source: the annotation of a GenBank genome assembly